This is a messenger RNA of Haemonchus placei, 519 nucleotides long. Lineage: Eukaryota; Metazoa; Nematoda; Chromadorea; Rhabditida; Trichostrongylidae. The record is from the annotation of a GenBank genome assembly.
AUGCAAUACAAGCCGGCUGCCCCCAAGUGUGAAAAAGAUGAGUUCUAUCUGAGCCUGGACAAUAUCAUCAGAUCGGUUCCGGAAGGGGACAAUCUCACCAUAGGAGGUGAUCUGAAUGGACACGACGUCAGCGAAAAGAGAGCACUGGAAAGGGUACAUGAAGGGGGGAGCGCUGGAUCCCUAGGAGACAAAAAACCAUGGUUCUGGAACGAUAAGGUCCAGCAACGUGUGAGAAAGAAAAGAGCUGCCUACAAAUGGUGGCAGAAAACGCGAGCUCCAGUAGAUCUAGUUGCCUGCAGAACUCCUAAGAGGGCCGCCAAGGCUGCCAUAGCUAAAGCAAAGAAUAUGGAAAUGGAGGCCCUAUUCGAGAAAUCCGAUGGCCGAGGAGGAGACAAAUUCGUCUUCCGAACUCCUCUUCUCCUAGCGGCACCGGGCUACCCAAGACAUCGGGAUGGUGAAGCCAGUUACGAACACGAAGGUGGGUGCAAUCGUGAGGGAGCUUUGGGAGGUCAGGAGUAG